This is a messenger RNA of Athalia rosae (coleseed sawfly), 3026 nucleotides long. RefSeq names its product J domain-containing protein (gene jdp). The transcript has 4 exons. The record is from RefSeq and is a predicted model, not a curated record. Lineage: Eukaryota; Metazoa; Arthropoda; Insecta; Hymenoptera; Athaliidae. Gene Ontology annotation, cellular component: cytoplasm. Bases 290 to 808 code for a protein of 172 amino acids.
AACAAACGCGAGUCGAGGUAGAAUCGCAACGGAGCGAACUAACUAACUGCGCAGCUGCUUCAUGUUUCAAGGAGGAGUUGCAAACGGCGAACAGCGCGAGCGCCGAUGAUAUCCAGGGCGUCCCGACGCCUGGAGGGCUUUUUCUAGGCCACGGUAGCUCAUUCACAAUUUUGGAUUCGCUCGCCAAGGCAACAGGUGCAAAUAAAGCCAUAACAUUGAGCAUUGCAAUAGUCGCUGAUACCACGGGUUAUACAUUGGUGAUAUCGUUUUGUCAAAUUUUAUUAUAAAUAUGAGUGCCGUCGACGACAUAUUGAAUUACACAGCCAAGAAAGAUGACGAUCUUUACGCACUUUUGGGCUGCGACGAAUCCGCAACUGUUGAACAAAUCACGGCCGAAUACAAAGCUCUGGCUCUUCAAUAUCAUCCCGACAAAAACGAGGGAAACAAAGAAGCUGAAACAAAAUUUCAGCAACUCAAGAACGCUAAGGAAACUUUGUGCGAUCCUGAGAAACGACUCAACUACGACAAAUGGCGAAACAGCGGAAUUUCUAUCAGCUACCAACAUUGGCUCGGAAUGAAGGAACACGUUCAUCAAUCGAUGCACUGGAGUACGCCGAAGACAAAAGAUCGCAUGUUGCCGGAUGCAGCGGGUGGUUCUCCGGGACAUGUUCGAGGUCAACCAGCCAACGCUCAUCGUCGAGCUUCCGAGGGUGGUGCAAACAUUCAUUACGGUGCUCGUCAUGACGUCAAUUGGGAUACCCAACCGCAAAGCGAGGUGAUAAACAAGUUCCGCAAUUACGAAAUUUAAAGAGGGAAACGAACGACAAUGGAAAAGAGUAAACGAAUGAAAAACCGUACGCCGAAAAAAAAACAAACAAACAAAAGAAGGAGAAACAAAAGCACCGGCAGCUAUGUCCGAUUACCCCGCAAGUAUUCCGAACAUGAAAAUGUGACCAUAUCCUUCGUGACUGUCACCUAAAAUCUAAAAUCAAUCAACAAUCCGUAAUGCAUUGACUCGCAUAAAUUUUUCCCGUAAAUUUUCUUUCCACCAGACCAAUGAAACUCGGAACAAAGCGAGAAAGAAUCAUCGUGCCAAACUUUGUCCCCAUCACGCUCCAUAUAAAUGGUGCGAUAAUAGAGAAAUGUGUAAAUGAUUCAUGAUCGACGGUUAUGAUUAUUACGAUGACGAUGAUAAUUGUAAUGGUUAUUAUUGUUAUUACUUUAAUAAUAUCGUCUAGAUAAUGGAGAAAUACACAGUCUGUGCAGCAGUAAAUUCCUUCCAUUCGCUCCAUCCCUUCUCAAAUCCAAUUUUCGCGAAUGUAUAGAGUUCCGGAGUACGCAUGAUAUAAAAUUUCAACGAUGGGAUGGUACAAAUAUGGAACGUAUGCAUUUAUAGGUAUAACAACGUAUACAUUCGUACGUACGUCUGUCGUCUUAUCUCGAGUAUGGAAAGGAGAAAUUUCGGGGUUGCCCUAAAAAUAAUAGUUGUAAUAUUAGUAUGUGUAUAAUGUGUACCAUGAAAAAUAUUAUCAUCAAUCACGUGACAUAUAUAUAUAUAUUAUAUAUUAUAUACAAAUACAUACGUAUGUAUAUUUAUAUAUAUAUACACUACAGUAUAUCUAAAUGGAGACGUAUAAAUAUCUAUUGUAUAUGUACGAAAUAUUCAGAAUUAACAAUUAUUAUUGUUGGACAAUUAACGAUCGAUCGAUGUUACCCCAUAACUCCGAUAAAACUGUGUCACUUACGUCCCUCGAAAAAAUAGGUACAUUAUAUUAAAACGUUAUCGUCACGAAAGGAAUGAAGAAAAAAAGAAAAUAACUAUACGUAUACAUAUAUAGAAUAAUAUAAGAGCUGACCAUAUCCCCGGGAAAUUUGCGUCGACAAUUUUUAAUAGAAUAAUUUGUUCGUUAAAAAUAUUGUUUUUACCAUCCCUUACCCUCCCAUGAUUCCGUAAUAAUUACCGAUUGUCCCCGAUUUAAUAUCGAUUUCUCUGACCGCCGCGCGUCGCGUCGGUUCGAAAACGACCAAUUCUCACGUUCGACAAUCUCAUUUAAUUACAUAUUAUACACGCAGAUUAUAUUUAUAUAUUUAUGUAUAUUUACCAUUUAUAUUAUGAAUAUUAUACUUAUACACCCGAUGCAUUAGCUUAUAUAUUCCGAUUUUGAAAAAAUCUGCAACCGCGGAUUAAUUCGAUGUAUUUUAUUGCAUAGAGAUUUAUGCCUUGCGAUGGUCCAAUGUCACAUUCCAUUUUCUCAUCAAUUGUCCUUAUUAUUUAUUGUUUAUUAGACGAUAAUCAGACCCGUUGAACAACAUUGUUAUUGUAUGUGAUAGAGAUAUAUAUGUAUAAUACAAAUAUAUAGUUUAUAUAAAUUUAUGAAUUUUUAUUGUUUAAAUCUGUGAUCUCAAUCGGUAAGAAUAUUUUUAUCGCGUAUGUAUUUACUGAUUUAAGAACAAAAUUAAAUACAUGUAUAAAUAUUGAAUAAUAAAGAUUAAAGAAAAAAAAACAUAGAAAAAGGAAAGUUGCUGAGAAUCAAUAGUAAAUGAAGGGGAAAAAAUGAUACUUUUAGUUUCGACAAGCACUGAUUCCUGAUGACGAUGAAGCCUAGGAAGGCGUAUUUAACCAACUGGAUUUUUAUUUAUCAUUUUGCAACGUACAGGCAUUUUGAAAAUGAAAUAAAAAAAUCAUACCUUACAUCAAUAGCGUUGAUAAUUAUUAUUGAUAACGUCGAAACGUCUAACGCAAAUCAUGAACGUAUAUUCUUUUCAAUCUUAUUAUCGAAACAGCGUACGAAGAAAUCUACUACAAAGCGACUUGCUAGACGUACACUAUACGUAUGGAAAAAAAUUCACAAAUCUGCGGAAACUGUACGUACCUUUAUUUCGUUAUAUUCAUUCGUUUAUCGUUCCGUUUGCAUAAAGAUGAACAGUAGUAGUCGCAAAAAAAAUAACGUGCAUAUAGAUAUAUAUAUGUAUAUACACACAUGUAUCUAUAUGCACACGUGUACUUUUUUUUUUUUUUUUUUUUU